UUUUAGCGCGCUGGUAUCGGAGGUAUCGACAUUUCGGCAUCGACCGAGGCAUCACUAGAACACGACGAAGAAGAAGAACAGAAACAGCGCCAUUUCACUUUUCAUUCAUUUCUCUUGAGGCCUACAUCCCUUUAUCGGGCGUAACGGGGGCUUCACCAUGGUGAAAAUAUUCAUCGGCAACCUGGCCUGCAACACCACGGCCGAGGAGCUGCGGGAGCUCUUCGAGAAGCACGGCAAGGUCACGGAGUGCGACAUCGUCAAGAACUACGGCUUCGUGCACAUGAGCAGCAUGGCGGAGGCCGAGGAGGCCAUCCAGAACCUCAACCAGCACCAGCUGCACGGCUGGCGCAUGAACGUGGAGAUCAGCAAAGGGAGGCCCAAGUCCUCCACCAAGCUGCACGUGAGGAACCUCGGCGAGGGCGUCACCAGCGACCUCCUGCGGGCCAAGUUCGAGGAGUUCGGCCCCGUGGUGGAGUGCGACAUCGUCAAGGACUACGCCUUUAUUCACAUGGAGCGAAUGGAGGACGCCAUGGAGGCCAUCAGUAAGCUGGACAACUCCGCCUUCAAAGGCAAGCUGAUGAACGUACAGCUGUCCACCAGCCGUCUCCGCACCGCCCCGGGAAUGGGAGAUCAUACCGGCUGCUUUGUCUGCGGGAAACACGGCCACUGGUCGAAAGACUGUCCGGUCAGUCGCGACGGUAACCGCGGCGAUGGCAUGAGAGGUCGCAGCGGCAGCGGCGGCGGCGGUGUUGGUGGUGGCGUUGGCGGCGGUCGCGCCCCCCCACACGGGCCCCCGGGCUACGGCCGGGGCAGCUACGGGAUGGCGUCGCCUCCGGCGGCUGAUUACAUGGGCGGCUCCGCGUAUAGUCGGGGUAGUUACGUCGGUGGGUUGCCUCCGCCGCCGCUCCCCCACCUGCCCCCGCCCCCUCAUAGGGUUAGCGGCUACGGCUCCGACCCCUCCAGGGCGGCGGGCGCCUACGGCGCGUCGUCGCCGUACGACCGCCUCUAUAGCAGCGUCGACUACUAUGACAAAUUCAGGGCUCGCCCCUACGGCUCGAGCUACUUCGAGGACCGCCGCAUGUCCUACAUCCCCCCUCCCCCGCCUCCCCCUUCUUCCCUCCCGCAGCUCUCGGCCAAAAUGGAUCCGUACGACCGCCAGCAGCCGCCUAUGCCGCCAUCGGCCGCCGCCGCCGCCGCGUACUACGCCCGGGAGCGCAGCCCUUCCAGACGGGUGCCGGUCUCUUCAUCGAGCCACAGCUACGAGCGAACGCGCCUGUCGCCGGUGUCGGCCUCCAGAGGCUCCUACGGCGUCGCACGGCCCAAGGAUCACUACGCGCCGCGCUACGCCCCCUACUGAGGCCGCGGCGCAGAGGUCUGUUUGUGAACUGCAGGACGUUUCCUUUUCCGUAAUUUCUCCCAAGGGUGAGAACCAGAAAUGUGAAAAUUUUGAGGCGUCUUCCAGUCGCCCCCACGAGAGAAGCCACUUUUCCUGCCGACGAAUCGUCCUUCCUUCGUGUUCACACAGCGAGUUUUGGGAAAGGAUGCCCCGUUUAAACAUUCAUGGUGUAGAAAAACAACAACUUUCUAACUUCCUCCGCAGGGUUUUCUUUUCUUUUAUCACUUUUUAGCCUCGUCUUUGUUUACUUACCAAUUUCUUUGAAGCUAAUUGUUGAAAAUCUGUUAAUUGUUUGGCUUCUUCUGUUCUUAUUUCUGCAAUGUAAGAACAUUUACCUUAUUUUAUAUAUAUAUAUAUAUUAUUUUUUUAAUGGGGUUAACUCGGCUCGUAGCAAAAUCUGAUCUCGCUUCUCCGCAGCUGAACCACUGCACUGUUUUAUAACUGAAGCUAUAAAAGCUGCGUCUGGGUUUGUUUUCUCAAACAAGCUGCACAUCUGGAGAAAUCACACAACAAAAAACAAGAAGAAGAGAAAAGGUUCACCAUUUGCAUCCAAGAAUAUUCUGUGUAGCUGAAACCAAACCUUACUGCAUUAGAAGGUGAAUCUCACAAUAAGCUGAAAUAUGAACUAAUAUAUUCUUUAACCCUUCACGAGUCAACAUCCACAUAAAAGUCCCACUUUCCUGAGCUUUGUAGCAGCAGAUAAUAACGAUCAUGUGUUUAACGUCGGUCCUGGGAGGGGGCAGAUACACGAAUGUGAGGCAGGACUCAGGUCAUGAGGCGCUUUUGUUUUGUUGAAGGUGCCUUGUUUGUUUUGCAUAUAGGUCGAUUUGAAGUUUGUAUUUUUCAUACUAGCUGUACAAAAAAACAACACACACACAUAUAUAUAUAUAUACACACACACACCAGCACCGUACAUUUAAAAAAAAAAUCUGAAAAGUGUAUGAUUUUUAAUAAAGCCGAUGUUAUUUUUGA
Molecule: messenger RNA, 2368 nt
Organism: Mugil cephalus (flathead mullet)
Lineage: Eukaryota; Metazoa; Chordata; Actinopteri; Mugiliformes; Mugilidae
Gene: rbm4.2
Product: RNA binding motif protein 4.2
Exons: 4
Coding region: 158-1357 (399 amino acids)
Cellular component (GO): cytosol
Molecular function (GO): zinc ion binding; mRNA binding
Source: RefSeq, a predicted model, not a curated record